UAAGAUUAUUAUAUGCUAAAUUUUGAAAUUUUAAAUUCGUAUGAGAUUUUUUAAUAUAACAAAACUCUAUUUACUGAUGCAUUACUAUAAUAAUAUUUUCCGAAAACAGUGUGUUAGUGGCUUUGAAAAAUUUGCAAACAUUAAAAGGGAGAAGAUACGCGAAAAAAAAAGUAAAGGUAUCCAAAAACGCCAGUUCAAAAUUUAAGUUCAAAACGGUAGUUAAAUGGCGAAAGAAUUGAUUCCACUUAUUUCUAGUGAAGACUAUCUGCCAAACGGACAAUGUUCUCAAAACAAUAAUUUUCUAAACAACAAUUCCAUAAGUUCCUUAUUUCCGCAAUUUAUGAAUCUAAUUGCUGAUAGCAGUUAUGAGUUUUCUAUAUCAAUAGUGUAUUUUCCUGACGUAUUCCACAAGAAACAGGUUCGUGAAAAUAAUCAAUCAAGGCAACAAAUAGAGGAUGGUAAUGUCAUUUUUUGUCUUGAAUUUAAAUCUGCUGAGGCCCGGAAGUCUAUAGACAGUAUUACUAUUAAAGUACUACGCAAAUACUCUAAACAACAUGAAGAUGUAAUUAUCAAACAUGAUCAAAGUGAAGUACUAGAUACAAAGGUUCUCAUAAAAUUAGAUUUGGACUCUGUUUAUGAAGUAAAUAACUUUAAAGUUUAUGAACUGGACAAAAGUUUGCACAAUGAUCAAAAGAAUUUGUUUUAUCUUGAAGUUGAAGUAAAGUUUUUUAAUAGCAGACCAUGUAAACGACGUACUCAUGAUUUUCGUUUGUUUGGAAGAAAACCUCAAAAAGCUUGUCCUAGCUCCGAAUAUGAUAACGUAAAAAAAUGCAAAAAAUUAGUUGCUGAGUAUAUUCAAGCUAAAAGUAUAGAAGUUGGAGAAAAUUUGUUCUUAGACAACACUAUUCAGACAACUAAUGCUGAUAUUGCAUAUCAUUGGCCACUGGAGAAUGAAGAUGAUCAAUUUGAGGAAGGAGAAGUUGUGGGAUUUAUUGCUGAUAUAAAUGGGAAAUACUCUGUAAGGAAGUUAAAUUUACAAAACUGCUCUCAGGCAAUUCUUAAUGGUGUUAUCAGUCGAUCAUAUUACUUGCAAGCUCAAAUUUCAACAGACGGAAGGCGGAGUGAAGCUAUAUGUAUGAUGGGUAUUGUGCCAGUCCAAGUUAAAGGAUCUGUUUGCAUCAAUGAUGCAUUAUAUGCAUCUCCAGAUUUUCCUGGAUUCGCUGUAAGUAGUUACAAUCUCGAUAUCAGUUUGCAUCAAAGUAAAGGUCAUAUCGGAUAUGCAUUUUCUACAUAUAAUCCUGAGGAUAAGAAAGCAGUAGGUAUAGUUAAAGCUGGGGUGUCAGUCUUAGAAUCAGCACGACAGUGUUUACAGGAUGUACAACUUCGCACUCUGAAGUCCCAAGUUGAUGAAGUUUCUAUAAAACAAAAGCGAACAAAAAGAUAUACCUGCACUUGUUUCGUUGUUUGCAUAGCUUUAGCUAUUUUAAGUAGUACUUUUCUUUACCAAAUUUUUGCACCUGGAACAAGUUUUCGAUACUUUCUUUGUAAGCAGGGAAGAUUAAGUGGAUCUGCAUCUUUUCAAUUUAUUCCACUUCGUGCAAGUAAUCUUUAUCCUCACGUAUAUGGUAUUGAGUUUGAGUUUUUAACCCUUAUGCAAAAGACAGGUCACACUGAGUAUAAAAAGUUAAACCUCACAGGAGUCAAGUACUACUUAAAUACUGAUCGUUGCGCGUACCGAUCUAUUAUACAAUCGAGAAAUGUUCGUUUGACAACUCCUGUGGUUUUUGGCCCUGACGUGUUUGCAGUAGACAAAAAAUGCUACCACGCGUUUUAUUACGAUGAACCAGAGGAAGAUUGGCAGCGUUAUACAUCUGUCUCCUGGGAAACCAAACAAAAUAUAUUUUGUCAACCUCCAUCAAUCUGGAAAAACUUCACACCGUCUGAAACUUAGUCUCUGUUUAAUCGUUUUAUACUGAGGUGUAGACCAGCAAUAUAGAGUUGUAUACAUACAUCAUAUAUAUACAUUUAUAUAUAUAUAUAUAUAUAUAUAUAUAUAUAUAUAUAUAUAUAUAUGUAUACUUUAAGCUUGUACCUAAUACAUAUAUUGUGAAGUAAUAAUGAGACACUGCAUUUUCUUGGAAAAGCUAUUUUAAACUUGUGUGAGACAUUUAUUAUUUUUAAGCAUGAUUUAAAUAUUUGGUUAAUGUAAAUUUUUAAUGGAAUUGGUGUACACUUGAGGUGA
Molecule: messenger RNA, 2242 nt
Organism: Hydra vulgaris (swiftwater hydra)
Lineage: Eukaryota; Metazoa; Cnidaria; Hydrozoa; Anthoathecata; Hydridae
Source: RefSeq, a predicted model, not a curated record